AUGGAGCCGGAGUUGAGGUUCUUGGAUUCGGCUCCUGCCAACUGCAAGGAGAAGCUGGUGGACUUGUAUAAGCGCUUCAACUUCAGCGAGUCUGAGUAUGAGUGCUUCCAGUUCAAUCAGGGAGAGCUGACCCUGGCCAGGCUUCCAGCGUUUGAGACGUACUUGCAGAAGGAGAAGGAAAAGCGCGUGCCAAAGAAGCAGCAACUUCUCAGAACUGCUCGUCCCUUUGGAGGUGAGAAUCUGAAGCGCCGGCCGCUGCAGGUCAGCCCGCCUGUGGCCAAACGUCGGGAGACGGAGGAGGUCAAGGAAGGCCCACCCGUUGCGAAGAGUCACCAGAUCUCCGUGAAGAAUAGCAUCAACACGGGGAAGCUGGAAAAGCGGCAGCUGUCCCGGACUGCCAACGUGAAGCUACUGGGCCAACAUUUCUGGGUAGGCGAGCGGCAGGCAGCCUACAGCUGGAUGGAUGAGGCGAUCUCAGAGCGGAUGAUCCGCCGGGACGAGCGCCUCCAGGAGUGGGAGGCGCCGGUCACCGCCGCGCUGCAGCGGAAGGCACAGGAGGCCCGCUGA
This is a messenger RNA of Effrenium voratum, 567 nucleotides long. The record is from the annotation of a GenBank genome assembly. NCBI's taxonomy places the organism in Eukaryota, Dinophyceae, Suessiales, Symbiodiniaceae.